Molecule: messenger RNA, 1101 nt
Organism: Arabis nemorensis
Lineage: Eukaryota; Viridiplantae; Streptophyta; Magnoliopsida; Brassicales; Brassicaceae
Source: the annotation of a GenBank genome assembly
AUGUCUCACCACAUAGACGGCGAUGACUCCUGUGACGAUGAUUACGUUGAUUCGGAGGAAGAAGAAGAAGAGGAGAAUCGUCGAUUCGGCGGCGCAGGGAAGAAGAGGGGAAGAUCGAAUUCAGAUUCCGGCUCUCGGGGAGGUAAGAAAAGGAAUUCCUCGGGUUCCAUGUUCAUAGACGAUGUGUGGCCGAGAUCGAUGAAGACGACGAAAGUGAAGAGGAAGAGGACGGCUAUCAAGGGCAUGCGGAACAUUAAUGCUAAUCAUAAGAUUUUACUUGUGCCCAUAAGAGAAAUGACGGGUGUUCUUACUGUUCAAAGUAAAGCAAUUGAUAUUUUCUGGUAUACUUGGGUUAGAAUGAAACGCGGGAUGUAUAAAAGUGAUCUAGCUCGGGUGGUUGAUGUUGAUAAUGUGAGUAGAACGGUCACGGUCAAGAUAAUCCCGAGAAUUGAUCUGCAGGUUCUAGCCAAUAAGCUGCCUAUUAAGAUGACCAUCCUGCUUCUAAACCAUAAGAUAUUUGGUCACAUUUUACUUGGGUAUUUGCAAGAAGGGAGAGAGAUUGUCAAGAAAAAAGCUUUUGUUCCACCUCCACGUUUCAUGAACAUUGAUGCGGCAAGGGAACUUCACAUACGUGUUGAGCACCGGCGUGAUCGGAUGACGGGUGAUUACUUUGAAAAUGUUGAUGGUAUGCUUUUCAAAGAUGGUUUCCUGUACAAAAAAGUAUCAACGAAGUCGAUCACUGCUCAGAAUGGUUGGGUUGAGAAAGUAGAUGAAGAUACUGUUCAUAUCAGAUCAGAGAUGAAAGGUCUUCCUAUUCGUGUCUUCGCUGAUCAUGUCGUCAAGAGUGCAGAAGUGACUAAUGGUGUCACAAAAAUUGUAAGCCUCUUUUUGCAGGUUGAUUCCUUCUCAAGAUCUGACAACUCUAAGACACCUCCAUCUCCAAGAAGAUUUCAACGGGCGGACAUGGGAUAUAACUUAGCUGGAGCAGGAGCUGGAUGUAGACAACAUUGGGGUGGAAGAGGAGGAAGGGGGAACGAUCUUUUGGUGGGUACUUAUGUGAAAGUUCGCAAGGGCCUUUCAAGGGAUAUAGGGGACAUUUAG